Metarhizium brunneum ARSEF 3297 is the source of this 498-nucleotide messenger RNA. RefSeq lists its product as uncharacterized. Lineage: Eukaryota; Fungi; Ascomycota; Sordariomycetes; Hypocreales; Clavicipitaceae. The record is from RefSeq and is a predicted model, not a curated record.
AUGAAGUUGCCCUCUCUCUUUACCGUCUUCCUCGCCGCCGGCGCUUAUGCCAUGCCCACAACUACCGAGGCCUCGGAAUCCGGCCUCGAGAGGCGCACCGGGCCCGGCAUCGUCGCCGCAGCCGACAAGAUGAAGGGCAAGCCCUACGUCUGGGGCGGUGGCAACAUCCACGGUCCCACCAACGGCGGCUUCGACUGCUCCGGUCUCACCCAGUACUCUGUCUACCAGGCGGAGAAGAAGGAGAUUCCCCGCACCGCCCAGGCGCAAUACGCCUCCAAACUGGGCAAGCACAUUCCUCGCGCGCAAGCCAAAGCCGGCGAUCUGCUCUUUUGGGGCAAAGGUGGCGACUGCAAGACGGGCGUCGUCCACGUCGGCAUCUUCACCAAGCCGGGCUGGAUGGUGAAUGCCGCCCAUACCGGUGUUCCCGUUCGAGAGCAGAAGAUCUGGACUUCGUACGGUGGCGAGAGCAUUUGUCCUGAUGCUGUCCGCUUUUGGUAG